This is a messenger RNA of Cyprinodon tularosa, 5886 nucleotides long. It is a transcript of the gene med1, whose product is annotated as mediator complex subunit 1. Gene Ontology annotation, cellular component: mediator complex. Bases 40 to 5394 code for a protein of 1784 amino acids. The record is from RefSeq and is a predicted model, not a curated record. NCBI's taxonomy places the organism in Eukaryota, Metazoa, Chordata, Actinopteri, Cyprinodontiformes, Cyprinodontidae. The transcript is spliced from 16 exons. Gene Ontology annotation, biological process: regulation of transcription by RNA polymerase II; cellular response to thyroid hormone stimulus. Gene Ontology annotation, molecular function: nuclear thyroid hormone receptor binding; nuclear retinoic acid receptor binding; nuclear vitamin D receptor binding.
GAGUGGGAGGGGACUGAAGCGGACCUUUGAAGGGAAACAAUGGCGGCUGGGCCUGGUGUUUCGCUGCAGAGCGGCAGUCCCGCCAGAGAACCUUCCAUAUCAGUUCAACAAGGAUCCAAUCAGACUUUUGGAGACCGUACUAAAACAGAAGAUAUAACAGAAGCAGAGAAGCAGAGUUGCAUGGCUGCUCUGCUGGAGCGGCUUCAUGCUAAACACAAUGCUUCACGGCCAUGGGAGGGGACCUUUAAUGUUGUGCGUCAAGCAAUGGAGAAACGUGGCGUGAUGAAUGAAGCGGGUCAUCAGCUCCUCCUCAACUGUUUGGAGACCCUUCAGAAAGCUCUGAAAGUCUCAUCUCUCCCCUCCAUGACUGAUCGGCUGGAGUCUAUAGCUCGACAAAACAUGUUGGGCUCUCACCUCAGUCCAACAAAAACAGAGUGCUACAUCACGUCAGACAUGUUUUAUGUAGAGGUGCAGCUGGAUGCUGGUGGCCAGCUGGUGGAUGUCAAGGUUGCUCAUCAAGGGGAAAACCCGACGAGUUGUCCUGAACUUAGCCAACAUCUGAGUGAAAAGAACUUUGAAGCCUUUUCUAAGCAUCUCAAAGGACUGGUUGAUUUAUACCGGCUUCCUGGAGACAAUAAGCUGAAAACAAAGAUGUAUAUAGCACUACAGUCUUUGGAACUCGAUCUUACCAAGAUGAUGCACAUGUUUAGGUUAGCAAUGAAUGCUAAUGUGGUCGAAACUAUUCUUCAUGGGAGUGUUGGCUGGCUGACUCCCAGGAGCGGUGGAAAUCUGGUGUCUCUUCAGUGCUACGUGUCCCCUUAUGACAUAUUUGAGGUGGACUUAACAGAUAAUAAUGUUCCACGCUCCCUGGGUGUCAGUGUAUCUGUGACCAUCGAGGGAACUUCAGCUGUGUAUAAGCUCCCGAUCGCUCCCCUCAUCACCGGAUCCCACCCUGUUGAUAACAAAGGCACACCGUCUUUUUCCACUGUGAGCAACUCAAACAGCGUGGACCUGCCGGCCUGUUUUUUCCUCAAGAUGAACCGCCCCAUGCCUUUCUCACUCUCCUUCAUCCAGAGGCUAUGCAAUGCCACUUCGAUCCCCGUGUUUGAGACGUCACCCAACCUCUCACCUCUUUGCCAGUUAAUUGUUCAGAGUCAGCUGCAGCUUCUGGAGGAGGGGAGCUCUGUGCCUGCUAUGUUGCACAACAUGCACUUUUAUUCUAUUUUACCAGACCAGCAACACUGUUAUUUCCUAAACGGUGAUGCACCAGUGCACGAUGGCCACUCAUUACAAGGAGCAAUGGUGUCAAAGAUCCCCUUUCGCCACCCAGCACAGGUUCCCCUCUUGCUGGAUAUCAUUCGCCAUCAGGCGGCAUACAACACUCUCAUUGGCAGCUGUGUCAAACAGACAUCUGUUAAAGAAGACAGUGCAGGUCUUCUACAGUUCGAAGUCUGUCCGCUCACUGAUUCAAGUUUCAGCGUCUCCUUCCAGCAUCCGGUCAAUGAAUCUUUAGUGUGUGUCGUCAUGGAGGUGAUUGACUCUAGGCAGGUCUCCUGCCACCUGUAUAAAGGCCCAUCGGAUGCUUUGAUCUGUACGGAUGAGUUUAUAACUAAAGUCGUCACAAGAUGCAUGUCCAUUCCUGUUACCAUGCGGGCCAUUCGUAGGAAAGCUGAGACAAUCCAGGCAGACACUCCAGCCCUCUCUUUAAUAGCCCAGACAGUGGAGAUCAUGGUGAAGAAUAACCCACCUCCCUCCGGCAGUCCUACUUACAAUAUGGUGGCAGGAGAUGGAACCAACCCAAUGGGACUACCUGGGCUUACUGGUGGCAACACACCUACUAGUGGACCACCUGGGGGACCUAAUUAUGCAGGUCCAAUCAGUUCUAUCUUUGGAAUGUCCCGUUCUGAGAGACAAGCCCAGGGAGAGUGUCUGACCCCAGGAGGGGUUGCUGGCCAGCAGCAGCAACAGCAAGGCCAUUCAGACGACUACAGCAAAGUCACUCAGAACCCCAUUCUGACCAGUUUGUUACAGAUAACUGGAAAUGUUGGUUCCAGUCCCAGCUCCCAGAAUGCACCACAGCCCAAUCAAACUCCGCCACCAACUUCAUCCCCUGCCAGCAACACAAAGAGUCACCCUAUGCUGAUGAACCUGUUAAAAGAUAACCCCACACAGGAUUUUGCUGCGCUGUACAGCUCGAGUCCCUUAGAGCGACAGAAUUCCUCAUCAGGUUCUCCACGAACAGAUAGCAUGGGCGGGGCUUGUCCUAGUGGCAACGGCAAGGGGAAGAAGAAGCGUCCUCGCGGCCCUGAAAAGGGUGGGGUGUUGCCUGGAGUAGGUGCAGGUGGAGGAGGUGGCGGGCUGAGUGUGAAACCUCAACUGGGUUCCUCCAUGCCACAGCACCUCCAGCACCACUCGGUUACUCAUGAGGAUGAUUUCCACCGCAAGCUGCUCUCAAUGGACGUGGACGCUUCUCAGAAUUCUAUAUUUGAUGUUAACCUCCCUGGUGAUGGCUUGGACACACACCACAGCAUAACUCCAGCACUUAGCCAGUGUGGAACGCCCCCACCAGGCUCUGGCAUGGCUUACCCACAGUCUCAUGUUCAGUCUCAGCAGCAACAGGCCGGUUCUGUCCCGCCUCGCAUCGUCCGCCUUCCCAGCUCUGACAGCAUUGGGCCUGAUAUUACAGAAAUCCUGCAGGAUUUACCUGAGCAAACUGGAAAAGGUAGCGGUGGGAGCCAUGGGCAACCGGAAGAUGGAGGGCCUUUAGGCACUCCUAUUCGUGACUCCUCCAGCUCGGGGCAGGGUAGCGCUGUGUUCGAUUCGGCAGACAUUUUCAAUACCAACAGCAACGAAAACCCAUUUACUGAUGCGGCUGACCUGAUUGCCGAGGCAGCCGCGACUGCUGCCACUCCCAACAGUGACUCCUCUUCCACUAACUUCUUUCCUGAUGCGUCUGACUUCAACCCUGACCUUUUGACCUCGGGCCAUGGCUUCUCACAAAACUACUUUGAUGACAGCUCUCCAAGUGCUGAUGGAGACAUGGAUUUGGUGAAAGGCUUUGGGGGAGGUAGCCAGCAGAAUACUCCCUCAGGAACUCCACAGAACCCUCCACAUGGACAGAGCACUCCAGAGUCCUCACUGAAGGACCCUUUUGAUAUGGGGGUCUUUGGAGUCAACAGCGGUGGUGGGAAACCACUUUUGGGUCAAGCUCCUGAUUUAAUAGACACACACAGCGGGGGAUCCCAAAGCCCCCUUAUGAUGGGAAUCAGCACUGCAUGUUCGGAUUUUAAAAAUGCAGAACCAAAAAUCAAACAGGGACUCAUGCGGCCCAAGGAUGAGAGUGGGGGAAAUGGAGGAAGCGGUUCUGGGAUGGGAAUGGGAAGCAGCUCAGCAGAGAGCAAACAGGUCAAACGAAGCCGGACACCAUCAAGUGAGGGAAAAUCUAAAGAUAAACCCCCGAAACGCAAAAAGCUCGACCCAGAUGGGAAGUCCCCCUCUCACAGCUCAGGAGGGCGACCCUACACGCCUCCCAGUGGUGGUUCAGGCUCAGGAGGAAGCAUAAGCGGUGGAGGCUCCAAGUCUCCCGGUAGUUCUGGACGCUCACAAACUCCUCCAGGAGGUGCUACCCCCCCAAUCCCCAAAAUCACUAUUCAGAUCCCUAAAGGUACGAUCACUGGGGGGAAAACUUCCUCCCACGGUGGAUACACCUCCAGCAGCUCUGCGACGAGCGGCUCUGGAGGUGGAAGUGGGACCAGCAGCAGCAGCAAAAGCCACCAUUCACAUUCUUCUUCCUCUGGAAAGAUUAAGUCCAAAGAAGGAUCCAUGUCGCAGGGCAACAGUUCCAAACCAGGGGGGUCAGGAGGUGGAAGCGGCCAAUCGCAGAUGAAAGGAUCCUCUCAAGGUAUGAGUGUUGGCAAACCAGGAUCAUCCCCGAUCACUAAGCAUGGUCUAUCUGGGCCUGGGGGUACUGGAGGUGGAAUGGGAAGUGGCAGUAAAAUUAAGCCUCAGGGAGGUAAACCUCCGGGUUCACUUAUGAAUCCCAACAUAAAGCCUAACAUCUCACCUUCCCAUUCCCGCUCCAGCAGCUCCGGUGACAAACUCUCCUCUCCGAUGAAAAUGCAGCAGUCCCAAGUUCCAGGAACUCCUCCUUCUUCCAAAGCUAAGUCCCCAAUUGGAUCAGGAAGCAGCAGCUCGGGAGGAUCCAAGUCUUCCUCUGGCGGAAGCUCCCAAAAACCCAGUGGCGGGGGUUCGGCUGGUUCUACGUCAUCUUCAUCCAGCUCAGCGUCUGGUUCCAUGAGCUUCUCUGGUGGAUCCCAGUCUCAGUACGGCAGCGGUGGAAGUGGAGGGGGAGGAGGUGGUGGUAAUGGGAGUGAAGGAAAUAGCGGAGGGGCGGGUCAGAACAAUGCUAAUAACCCCAACGCCAAAGGGAAGUCUCCCAGUAGAAACAAGAAACCUUCUCUAACAGCAGUCAUAGACAAACUAAAGAGUGUGGGCAGCGGAGGAGUUGGGGAGGAUGGUUGUGAGGUAGGGACACCAGUUGGAGGUCCCGGGUCAGCAUCUACUCCUGGUGGUCCUGGAAAUGUUCCCAGCGGACCCUCAAACAUGGGUUCUUCUAAACAUUCUUCAUCCUCUCAAAGCGGAGAAUACAAGCGGGAAAAGUCUGAUAAAGAGGGAAAGUCCAAAGUGAUGGUUUCAGGGGGUAGUAGUGGAGACAAAAAGAUGAUGGAUCCAAAAACUGGAGGGUCAGGUGGAACCACUCUGGCCAAAAUCAUCAUCAGCAAGCCAGAUGGUGGCUCCCCCAGCAUCAAGGCCAAAGUGACCCUUCAGAAAACCGGGGAGGGAUCCGGAGACUCUAUGCGUCCGCAGAUCUCCAGCCUCAAAGCAUCCCCCCUCUUCAGCGGCUCCACUCCUAAACAUGACCGGUCGUCGCCAAGCCACAGUCGCUCACCAGGAUACACACCUCUGAACCAGGACAGCGAGAGUGAGUCUGGAAGCAGCUCGGUAGCCGAGAAGUCUCACCAGAACAGCCCCAGCUCGGACGAUGACCAGACCAUGCGCCCCCUUCCCCCCCAGGACUACAUGAGCUCCAUCCCUCUCAGCUCGGGGGAGAAACACAAAAAGCACAAGAAGGAGAAGAAGAAGCUGAAGGAUAAGGAUCGAGAGAGAGACAGAGACCGAGAUAGGGACAGGGAGAAGGAGAAGAAGAAGUCCUCCAUGUCCAUGGGGUCUUCUUCACAUUCAACGAAAACAGACAGUUGGUCCCGGUCUCCCAUCUCUGCCUCAGAUUCAUCACUCUCCAUGCUUAGUUCAGAUCGUCCAUCCCGGUCCAGUCCUAUGUGUAUGGGAAAUGAAGAUGAUGACCUUAUGGACUCUGCCCUUAUUGGCAACUUUUAAACCUGAUUUUAAGAGGUUUUACUUCAUUUCUGUCAUCUUUUAAAAAGUUUCCUUUUAUUUAUUCAACUAAAGUCACACAGACAAACAAACAAAAAUAACAGGAUGGGCAAAAGUGACCUGUCAAAACCAAACCCAGUGUUUACUGUACCAGUUUCAUUGAGUUAUUUAAUGGUUUGGCUGACAGGUUUUGAUGGUGAAAGAUGCAGAUCAAAAUCUGCAGCAGAGUUUUAGUUUCCUUUAGCUCCUCUCCAGAAAGGGUUUUAAAUCGUGCUUUAAAAAUUGAUAUUGUUUUCUUUUGUUAGAAUAUUUUAUCUCUGAGAAUAUAUCUUGUUGCAUGGUGUCUACAUUACUGUUGUAUGCUGUCCAAAAAGUGUAAAAGAAUUUUAAACUGAGAAUGAUAAAAGUUUUGAUUUUUAGAUGCAGACGAGCAUUUUUACUAAUCAUUAUUUAAAAAAUGCUGUAAAUUAGUCUAGGUACAGAAAAAGGCUACAG